Messenger RNA from Dentiscutata erythropus, 2691 nucleotides. Lineage: Eukaryota; Fungi; Glomeromycota; Glomeromycetes; Diversisporales; Gigasporaceae. The record is from the annotation of a GenBank genome assembly.
AUGUCAAAAAAAAUCAAAACUGACAAUUAUAAGGGGGAUUCACCUUUCCUCACGGGUAAUCAAACUCGAAUUUUUCGUCCUUUUCGUGCCAUUGGGUAUGUCACAAAUGACAUACCAUUUGACCUUCAAAUAAGAGGGGAUACAUACUUUGUCACAACAUGUAUAGGCAAUAGCUUUCACAUAUAUGAUUGUGCCAAACUUAAUUUGAAAUAUGUAGGAACACAAACAGAAAACCCUAUAACAGCAAUUGCUUCGUACGGUGAUACUAUUUUUGUUUCUUGUGGGAAGGAUCUUAUCGCUUUCAAAUUUGGUAAAGAGGUUUCGCGCUAUCAUGGAAAUCAUCAAGGAAAUAUCUUUUUUUUAUCAAUUUUUAGCAAUUAUAUUAUGGCUCUUAGUGAGGACAAUGUCGUUGUACUCUGGGAUCAUAAGUCUGGAGGACUACACUCUGAAAUUCAAUUUGACGAAAGUUUCACGAUAUCAACUAUUAUUCAUCCAAGCACGUAUUUAAACAAAGUAUUACUUGGCAGUAGGCAAGGGACGAUGCAAAUUUGGAAUAUUCGAACAAAAAAGUUGAAAUAUUCAUUUUCUUCGUUCGGAUCUUCGAUUACGUCACUCGUACAAUCACCCGUUGUUGACGUCAUCGCGAUCGGUUUACUUGAUGGUACAAUAGUCAUUCAUAAUAUCAAGUUAGAUGAGCGUAUUAUGUCUUACAAACAGGAGGGUCGUGUUACAUCUAUAACUUUUAGAACAGUUCAAAUCUUAGAUGAUCGGCCUAUAAUGGCGACCGCUAAUAUGUACGGUGAUAUAACUCUUUGGAAUCUUGAUGAGAAAAGGUUAUCACAUAUUAUAAAAGGUGCUCAUGAGGGAUUAAUUCCUUCAAUACAAUUUCUCAAUGGUCAGCCUAUAUUGCUUACUUCUGGCGCUGAUAAUUCCAUAAAGGAAUGGAUUUUCGACACUUUAGAUGGAGUUGAGCCUCGUCUUUUAAAGUCAAGGUGUGGUCAUCAUGCUCCUCCAACUAAAAUUGAAUUUUAUGGAUCUGAUGGUCAUUUUAUUCUGAGCUCAGCUGGGGAUAGGUCAUUAAGAAUAUUUUCAUUGAUACGGGAUUCACAAAGCGUGGAAUUGUCUCAAGGGUCAAUUCUCAAAAAGUUUAAUAAGUCUAAAGAUCAUAUACGAAGUAUUGACGUUCUUAAAUUACCACAAAUAAUCCAAUUUUCUUCAUCUGAAGUAAAGCAGAAAGAGUGGGAUAAUAUUAUUUCUUGUCAUAUAAAUAAUAAUGGGGCUCGAACAUGGUCAUUUCAAUCCAAAGCUAUUGGCAAACAUAUUCUACGUACUCUUGAUGGAUCAUAUGUUAAGGUUUCAAACAUAAGUGCAUGCGGAAAUUUCGGUUUCAUCGGAUCAUCAUCUGGCUAUAUCGAAAUGUAUAAUAUGCAAUCUGGCAUUCAUCGGAGAACCUUUGCUGGAGAAGAUAAACACACGAAAGCCAUUUCGGGCAUAGCAAGUGAUGCGCUUAAUCGCAUUAUAUGGGAUUUUAAUACAGCAAAAAUUAAAACCACUAUCGAAAUAGCGUCCCCUAUUUCAGCUUUAAGAUUCCAUACGGAAAAUGAUUUAUUGGCAAUUGUUAGUGAUGACUUGUGUAUUCGCGUUAUAGAUGUAGAAACUAAUAAAAUUAUUAGAGAGUUUUGGGGCCAUAAAAAUCGAAUAACAGAUUUGACGUUUAGUCCUGAUGGACGGUGGGUCGUUACUACAUCUCUUGAUGCUACAAUCCGCACUUGGGAUCUUCCAACCGGCCAUUUAAUAGAUAUAUUUCGAGUAGAAAGUGUUCCAACCAGUGUAACAUUCUCGCCGAAUGGCGAUUUUUUGGCAACUUCACACGUAGAUCUUGUAGGAAUUUUCUUAUGGGUGAACACUACACUAUUCUCUAAUGUUACGUUGAGAAGAAUAACUGAUGAAGAAGAUAUUUCUUUGAUUGAGCUUCCAACCACAUUGGGCAUAGAAGAUAAUAAUGAAGAUUUGUUUGCAUCUAAUUCUAAUGAAGUAAAUGAUGUUUCAUUUGAAACACCUGAACAGCUCACGGAGCAAAUGAUAACUUUGUCAUCGCUUCCGAAGUCCAAAUGGCAAAAUUUAUUGAAUUUAGAAACUAUUAAGAAACGAAACAAGCCUAAGGAACCUCCUAAAGCUCCAGAGAGGCCACCAUUUUUCCUCCCUACAUUGCCUGGAGUUGAUCCAAAAUUUAUUCCUGCACUCACUUUAAAUGAAUCGGAGGAAGAGAAAAAACAAAAAAGUGAUAAAACUAUAAAUUUGAAUGGUAUUAAAAUAGAAACUGAAUUCUUGAAAAUAUUGAAAAAUAAUCACUCUACUGGAGAAUAUUCCGAGUUCUUUAACUAUGCGAAAACGUUGAACCCUUCUGCAAUUGACUUUGAAUUACGCACGCUAAGUCUUGAUAACAAUUUUGAAGAUUUAAGAUUUUUCUUAGAUGCGAUAAAAUCAAGACUAAAGUCUAAAAAAGAUUUUGAAUUAGUUCAAGCAUAUCUGAACCACUUUUUAAAAAUCUAUGGUGAUAUUAUUGCUGGUAAUUACGAAUUACUCGGGAGUAAUCUAGAAUCAAUAUUAAAUGAGCAUAAGAAAGAAUGGAGUAGAAUUGAUGAACUCCUACAUUAUAAUAACUGUAUUUUAGAAUUUUUCAGAAAAUAA